AUGGAAAUGAUAAGCGCCGGUGAUGCCUUGAUUGUGCUAGGAUCUCAGACAGUAUUUUUCAUACUUGGUUGGCUAUUUUUUAUGAAGCAACUUUUUCGUGAUUAUGAGGUAGAUCAGAAGGCAGUACAAAUAUUUUUUUCUGUAACAUUUGCUAUCUCGUGUACACUUUUUGAGCUUGUUAUCUUCGAAAUUCUAAAUGUUUUGAGUAAUAGUUCGCGUCUUUUCACUUGGCGGACCUGUUUAUAUACGAUAUUGGUUCUUCUCAUUUGUUUAAUGCCUCUUUAUUUUUAUUACUCGCUCAUUAGAAUGCAAAGAUUCGUUCCACUUAGUUGGGUGAUGCCGCUUACACUUAUUUGUUGGCUAAUAACUAUCUAUGCAUUUUGGCGACUUGGUGAUAAUUUUCCAAUACUUAGCGCUAAGCACGGCAUUUUUUCAAUGCAACAAGCUGUAUCUAGAGUUGGUGUCGUUGGAGUAACAGGUUCGAUAUUUAUAGUUAGUGGUUAA
Molecule: messenger RNA, 504 nt
Organism: Meloidogyne enterolobii
Lineage: Eukaryota; Metazoa; Nematoda; Chromadorea; Rhabditida; Meloidogynidae
Source: the annotation of a GenBank genome assembly